Molecule: messenger RNA, 1082 nt
Organism: Helianthus annuus (common sunflower)
Lineage: Eukaryota; Viridiplantae; Streptophyta; Magnoliopsida; Asterales; Asteraceae
Exons: 7
Coding region: 108-833 (241 amino acids)
Molecular function (GO): nucleic acid binding
Source: RefSeq, a predicted model, not a curated record
GGAUAAUUUUCCAAAAAUCCCAACAAUCAAACAUACAAGAAGCUUCCCUCAUUCCACCUUCUAUUUUAGGGCUCAAAAUCCCCUCAUCUCAUCUGCUGCAAUCAAUCAUGGCGACUCCUGAUGUUUUCUCGUCCUCACAUCUAUUUGAUCUUACCAAAGGUGAUACUAAAUCCAGAGGACUUGCCCUCGAGAAGAAAAUUGAAUAUCUUGAGAGCUUGAACGACAGAGUUAGCAACAGGCGGGCACGUAGAUGGAUUAAUGAUCGUAUACUGUUGGAGCUUGUACCUCGUUUGACUGGAGAUGAAAUUAGAGGCCUAUUUGCUCCACCACCUUGGGGUGAUGAGGCACGACCGUCACCAUUUAGCAUGACAAAUGUCGGGGAGUGGGACAAAUUUAGGAACAUAGACAUGGAUAAAGAGGCUGGUGUGAUCGAGGCCCUUAAAGGUUCCUCAUCCAGGAAGAAAAGUCACGUGGAUGCUGAUAAGAUAGCUGCGUUAACCGCUUGGCACAGGGUUGACUGCAAAACUAGAGACGCGUUUCGUAGAAGCUUCCUUCCGGAACUUGUUGAUGGUUACGAGGAGAACGUACGGGCCUUUGUUUCAGAGGCAGGUGGCGAGGAGGUUCUUAUACUACGUGUCCAAGACCCGUUCCAUAGGUUGUUACUUCAUGGUGUUUGUGAGUUCUACAAUUUGGUCUCAACAACCGAAUCAGAAACCAAAGGUACAAAGGUGUUGAAGAUGACCAAGAUCAAGAAGAAAAAAGCGGGUGAUGACGAGCUCCCGACCAUCACUCUUUGCCAGUUUCUCAAAAUGGCAAAAGAUGGGUUUUGGUAGGCGUUUUUAGCCCUAACCAGUUCCCACCCAUGUAAAUAGAUAGCUAAAGUUUACCAGAAUGUAGACUUAUUUAGUUAUUUAUGCUCUACCCGCCCACAAAUGGGAGAGCUAAAGAUGCUUUCUCUUGAAUUCCUGUAAAGUGAGUAUUUCAUAUGUUUGCUGAAUAAUGAUACCCUGUUUCUUACUUGAACUUGUAUCAAGUUGUGGGUUGUAAUUUAUAAGAAAUAAAGUGUUUUUCUUAAAUAAUUA